Messenger RNA from Rhodofomes roseus, 240 nucleotides. RefSeq lists its product as uncharacterized. NCBI's taxonomy places the organism in Eukaryota, Fungi, Basidiomycota, Agaricomycetes, Polyporales, Fomitopsidaceae. The coding region runs from base 1 to 240 and encodes 79 amino acids. The record is from RefSeq and is a predicted model, not a curated record. The transcript is spliced from 2 exons.
AUGUCCGAACAACAGAACAAGCAAUACUCGUCUGUGCGGAGCAAGCCUGUAGGACAACGCACCCUGGGCGAGUCUUGGGUAGCUCUGCCGGCGAGGACGCGCAUACAGAUCUCGCUAGCCGUCACGGGCAUCGCGCUUGCAGGCAUCUACCUCUCCGACCAGCUGGAGCGGGUGCUACCACCUCCAGCGGACAAGAAGCCUCUCUCAGAAGGCGCAGCGAAGGACGUGCCGCCACCAUGA